Molecule: messenger RNA, 2433 nt
Organism: Neocloeon triangulifer
Lineage: Eukaryota; Metazoa; Arthropoda; Insecta; Ephemeroptera; Baetidae
Gene: Ced-12
Product: engulfment and cell motility protein 1
Exons: 5
Coding region: 182-2347 (721 amino acids)
Biological process (GO): cell motility; actin filament organization
Cellular component (GO): plasma membrane
Source: RefSeq, a predicted model, not a curated record
UCCUCCAUUAAUUCUCAUUCAGUCGCAAACAUCGGUGAGGAGGGCUGGGUCGGCGAGCAGGAAAUGCCCUUUUCGCUUUGAAGGGGGCCGAGGAUCGCGUCCGAAAGCGCCCACAGCACUUCCGCUCAACUUCGGACACCCGUGCGAGCGUCCGGCGCCGAAAAAUCGCUCCGUUCGACAGAUGCGCAAACCGACGAUGCCUGCCGCCAAGGACUCGAACAUCGUCAAGAUCGCGGUGCAGAUGAACAACCACACGCCGCGGCUGAUCGAGUUCAACCAGAAGCAGCCCCUCAACUGCAUCAUCCAGGAAUUGUGCAACCACUGGAGCAUCGAGGACGCCGAAAAUUACGCCCUGCAGACGGACGGCCCGCACAACAAUUACAUCACGGAAAAAAACAGGGUGGACAUUCGCAACGGAUGCAUUCUUCGGCUAACCCUUUCGGCGGCCAAGACCACCUCCGAGAUCCUGCACAAGAUCAACGGCGAGUCCGAGGCGGACAAACUGUCCGCUCUGGAGAAACUGUCUCAACUCAGCACGGACAACACUUUCGCCGAGGAGUUCAUCAACAAGCAGGGUUUGAAACUGGUGACCACCCUUAUUGAAAGUGGCAAAUUCCAAAACGUCAUGCUGGCCCACCUGCUCACGUCCUUCGUCGAGCUGAUGGACCAUGGAAUUGUUUCCUGGGUGGUGUUGGAGGCGCCGUUUGUGUGCAAAGUGUCGGCGUACAUCAACGACGCCAGCAUCCAGGACAACAUGGUCAAGCAGUCGGCGUUGUCCAUCGUGGAAAACGUGAUUUUGAACAGCGACAAGUACCUGCUGGUGGAGAAGGAAAUCACAAUUACCAAUUUGGUGCGCCACCUUCAAAGUUCGGUUCCCGCGAUCAGGCAGAACGCGAUGGCGUUGAUCAACGCCCUCUUCAUGAAGGCGGACGAGCUGAAGAAAAAGUCGCUGGCGGGCACUCUGACCUCCAAGCAGGUGCGGCACGUCAUCGAAAGCCACAUUCUCCAGGGGGGCGCGGUUGACUCCGACAUGGCACACCAACUGUACGUCCAGCAGACGCUGCUGUUCAACCUUCUGGAGCCGCGAAUGCAGACCAAGAUGGACCCGCAGGAUCAGGAUGCGUUGAGCAAAAUCAAGGAGUUGCGACGGAUUGCGUUCGAUACCGACCAGGACAAUAGAGACUCGGCCGCCAAAAAGACCGCCACCUUUAACAAGGACUACAAGAAGUUGGGCUUCAAGUGUGACAUUAACCCGGUCUUGGACUUUACAGAAACACCCCCUGGACUUCUGGCGUUGGACUGCAUGUACUACUUCGCGCGCAACCAGCAGGACAACUACAUGAAAAUCGUCCUGGAAAAUUCGUGUCGGGCCGACGAGCACGAGUGUCCCUUCGGAAGGACGAGCAUUGAGCUGACGAAAUUAUUGUGCAGCGUCUUGCAAAUCGGCGAACCGCCCUCGGAGCAGGGACAGACGUACCACCCCCUGUUCUUCACGCACGACCACCCCUUUGAGGAGUUCUUCUGCAUUGGAAUCGUCUUGUUGAACAAGACGUGGAAGGAGAUGCGCGCCACGGCCGAGGAUUUCGUCAAGGUGAUGAGCGUCGUCCGCGAGCAGAUCAAACGCGCCCUGGACGCGCAGCCGUCAAACAUGGAAAAGUUCAAACUGCAGCUGCAGACGCUGACCUACUCGGACAUCACGCAGCUCUGGCAGCAGGAGCAAAUCAACCGCGAGGAGUGGGAAUCACACGCCAGACCUGUGGUCGAGCUCAAGGAGCAGAUUAUGCCCGAGAUCAUGGACCUCAUCAAGCAGCAGAGGCUUGGCUUUUUGGUUGAAGGAACACGUUUCACAAAACAGUCCAAAGGACAGAGGUCCAAGUUCAAAUUUUGGUAUGUGCGACUCUCACCGAACCACAAAGUACUGCAUUACGGUGACUGCGACGAGAAAAGCGCCCCCGCGCUUGAGGAGCUGCCCAACAAGCUGGCGGUUGUUGAUAUUAAGGAUCUGGUCACCGGCAAAGACUGCAGGCCCAACAAAGACCUCAAAAAAAAGGCUGCGUCCCAGCUGGCAUUUUCGUUAAUUUUGGAAUCUCAGUCAGUGGAGCCAACCACCCUCGAUUUUCUCGCACCUGAUGAGCUAGUCUUUGAUUAUUGGACUGACGGAAUCAAUUCUCUACUUGGUAAGCCGAUGGUGAGCAAGGAAAUGGAAAAAGAUCUGGACACUCUACUCGGAAUGGAAAUCAAAUUGCGCCUACUCGACGCUGAAGGGGUGGACAUUCCACAGGACCCGCCGCCAAUUCCACCCCCUCCGAGCAAUUACGAAUUUUGCUACGAGUACGAGGUCAAAUAAAUGUACAAUUUCCUUCAAAACCCCAAAUUUUCUAUGUGGAUGGUGCAAUAUUGAGUAAAGAUCUGAAAUCAGCAAGUAACUGUCGU